Messenger RNA from Orbicella faveolata, 924 nucleotides. RefSeq lists its product as uncharacterized. Lineage: Eukaryota; Metazoa; Cnidaria; Anthozoa; Scleractinia; Merulinidae. The record is from RefSeq and is a predicted model, not a curated record.
UAUAUUUUUUGCAUAAUAAACAUUGAAGUAUGAAUGAUAAAGGAAUACAAGUUGCAAUGAAAUCAAAACGUGGAAAAUCCAGUGCUGAUGGUCAAACAACAACAUUGGACACUCCAAAAGAGGAACGUGCGAGGCAAUGUGGAAUGUCUUUUACAGGGAGCUAUGGUUGCAACUGCAAACACAAGAAGUGGCGAUACGACAACUUGGUAGCAUGAAUGCAGGACAAAGAAAUGUUGGUACACUGGUUAAUGGAUGAAGGGCUAAUGGCAAAAGAACGUUUGUGUCCGAUGUGUGCUGGAGAAAUGAGUUUGACGCGGUGCGAGGAUCGAUCGGAUGGUUUGAAGUGGGAAUGCAGAAAGCAAGUUAACGGUAAAAGACAAGGCAGAGGUAUCGAUUAGGAAAGGAAGCUGGUUCGAGAAGAGCAGGAUGACCUUGGAAGAAAUUUUGAAGUUGACAUAUUGGUGGUGCCAGGAUCUUGAUCAGGCGCAAAUAAAACACGAACCAGGACUUGCUGAAAGCACUGGGAUGGACUGGGACAGCUUCUGUCGCGAAGUUUGCGAAAUCACUCUACUAGAAAAAAGCGAAAAACUCGGUGGAAAAGGAAAACUCGCACAGAUCAAUGAAAGUAAAUUUUGCAAGAGGAAAUACCACCGAGGUCAUCACAUUGGAGGCCAGUGGGUCUUUGGAGGAACCGAGGAAGACAGCAGGAAAUGUUUUCUGGUGGCAGUGGAAGAAUGGAACGAACAAACACUGCCUAUCAUCCAAAAAUGGAUUGAACCUGGAACUAUUAUUGUUUCUGACUGCUGGAAAGUGUACUCCAAACUUGAGACACAUGGUUAUGAACACUGAACAGUUAAUCAGUCAGUAGAAUUUGUCAACAAAGACGGUGACCAUAUCAAUAAAAUCGAAGGUCAUUGGAGGCAU